UCGGGUCGACCUCGACACCUCUGGAUUUGACUUCAAAAUCGAAAUGAGUGCACAAAUCGGCCGGAACCGACUUCAACAUAUCGGCCCAAACAAGGGUCCGACAUCUCAAUAUCCGACAUCUCGACAUUCGGCAUCGCCUCAAACCGAUUUCAAAACUCACCGAAUUCAGAGCUCAAAAUUUAGGGCCGAUCGCACGAAUCGGACAGAAACACGGCCACCAAACAAAUCGAUUUCUUCAAUACUGACUUUGCCGACAACUCAAUUUUGGUGUAUCCGAAUUCAAGAUCUCAGCUGGGCCUGUUUCGCCAUUCACGACCACCAUCGUCGAACUGUCAAAUCGCAGCCGGAUCACCGAUCUAUAUUUCUAAUAUUCGCCGGAAUUGCUGAACUCAAAGCCUUACAGCGGCAUGUGGAGUUUGUGAAAGGGAAUGUCCUCACACCAUUAAAGUGGGCUUAUGCAAUAUGUGGCCCAAUUUAUUUACCAAUGUCAAAGUUGGAUUCAUUCUUUUGGGACGUGACCAAAUUCAUUUCGCAACAUCGUGAGCUGAAUUUUCUUCAAACCGGUGAUGUUGAGGGCCGAGUAUUUAUUCUAACCAACGAAGAGCCAGUUCCAAGUUUAUUUGUUCAUGCCAACGUUAACUGGUGUGGGGCUCAUUCACACUAUCCCGAGUUGUCAUUCGCUCGUCUUUGGAUUCAGUUAUUGACAGGACCGAGUUCGAUUAUUUAUACCGAGGCCACAUUUAUCUAUCAAGCCAUUUAUACAGACACGUCAAUUACUGACAAGAAAAAUACCAGCCGAAGCUAUAAUUUAUUAUUGGACCUUGCGUGGUCAUAUUUGUUAUUGGGCCCUGCGUGGUCAUAUUUGUUAUUGGGUCCUGCGCAGUCAUAUUUAUUGUUGGGCCAUGCGCGGUCAUAUUUCUUAUUGGACCCUGCGCGGUCAU
Messenger RNA from Striga hermonthica, 941 nucleotides. NCBI's taxonomy places the organism in Eukaryota, Viridiplantae, Streptophyta, Magnoliopsida, Lamiales, Orobanchaceae. The record is from the annotation of a GenBank genome assembly.